UCAAAAUGGACGGCAGCGCCAGACCGCUGGGCCUGAGCGCCCACGACUUGCUGCGUCCUCCACCGCCCCCCCUCUUCCUGCGGGCGUCCCUGGAGCGGGGUUACCCGCGCACCCCCAAGUGCGCCCGCUGCCGCAACCACGGCGUAGUGUCGGCGCUGAAGGGCCACAAACGCUUUUGUCGCUGGCGGGACUGCGUGUGCGCCAAAUGCACCCUCAUCGCUGAGAGGCAGCGGGUCAUGGCCGCCCAGGUGGCGCUCAGGAGGCAGCAGGCGCAGGAGGAGAGCGAGGCGCGUGACAUCCGGAUGCUGUACCCCGGUGGGGGGCCGCCCUUCGCGCAUGCCGCUGGCGGCCACCCGCCAGAUUUGGAUGUUUUGCCAACCCUCGCCUUGAAAGACGACGAUCGCCUGAGCAAGUACCAAUACGAGGUCCCGCAUCGGCCAUCCUUGGAUCCCGAAUCAGGCAGCGAGUCGGACAAACUCAAGAACUCGCAACACGACACUCUGGAGUCAAGCGCCAGAUUGCGGAAAGGCGACAGCGUCAAAUCAGCCGAUGGUCCCGCCUCAUCUUGCCCGCUCAGGUCUUCUUUCGGGCCAGCAGGGACCAAGUCGGCGUUUGCGCCACUCUACAUUCCGCCGCCAUCCGCCAUAGGGGACGGCAUUUACGGGCUGAACCCUCGCUUGGGCAUCAACCCCUUAUGCUUGGCCUACUCGUCGGCGAACGCCACCAGCAUGGCCAGCAUGAUGACGCCAUACGUCACGUCAGGCUUGAUGCCGGUGUUCCCGCUGCGUCCUCCCCUGGACGCGUACUCGUUCCCCGGCGUGAUCCGAGACCUUUCAUACCUGCAUGGAAAGGAGCUUUUGUGCAGUGCCAGCGUGUAUAAGCGCCUCACCACUGACAAAUGACUCCCUCAUCACUUUUUUCCAAUACCUGUCAAUUUUGUAAAAUAAAUCAUAUGCAAAUAUGUUUUUGGUUUUUUUCUGUUUGUGGCAUGAAAUCAUGUAUUAAAGUAAUAAAGUCGGCCAAGAAAUGAUUUAUGCAAGAAAUAAUUUAUGCAAGGAAAACCUGCGUGAGGUAGCUAGUUGCUAGGCAGAGUUUCUAGGGCUAAGUUAUUUGAAAAAUAAAUGCCUGAUGCCAGUCACGAGUGUUCGAAUGGACAACAAGACACUAGGGUUUCAAACUAAGGUUAGGGUUUCAAACAAGGGUUUAGAACUAGGGUUAGGGUUCAAACCAGGGUUUUAAACCAGGGUUAGGGUUUCAAACUAGGGUUUUAAACUCGAGUUACUGCACCUUGCUUAGUUGAUCCACUGUUAACUGCACCCAUUACCGAUAUUUAUUGAUUGAGAUAAUUAUUUAACCCCAAUAAAAAUUCAAGCUAUC
This is a messenger RNA of Syngnathus acus (greater pipefish), 1377 nucleotides long. RefSeq names its product doublesex- and mab-3-related transcription factor A1-like. NCBI's taxonomy places the organism in Eukaryota, Metazoa, Chordata, Actinopteri, Syngnathiformes, Syngnathidae. The record is from RefSeq and is a predicted model, not a curated record. The transcript is spliced from 2 exons. Gene Ontology annotation, biological process: regulation of transcription by RNA polymerase II; sex differentiation. Gene Ontology annotation, molecular function: DNA-binding transcription factor activity, RNA polymerase II-specific; RNA polymerase II cis-regulatory region sequence-specific DNA binding. Gene Ontology annotation, cellular component: nucleus. Bases 6 to 902 code for a protein of 298 amino acids.